AUGGCAGCAGCUGGAAGCAGGCAGUGGGGCGUCACGCCUCCCAUCUCAACAGCUCUUCCAACUCAGGAAGAGCUGGCGGCGAACGACGACCUCAUCGCGGAGCUCAAGGCGCAGAACAACUUUGAGCCACCUGCAGACUCGGAACGCAGGAUUCAAAUGCUUCAGCUCCUGCAAAGGGUGGCCCUCGAAUUCGUCAAAACCGUCUCACGAAAGAAAGGCCUCUCGCCCGCGGCAGUGGAGGCUUCGGGAGGCAAGAUCUUCACAUUCGGGGGUUACCGACUGGGUGUCUAUGGGCCAGGAUCCGAUAUCGAUACUUUAAUUGUUGGCCCGAAACAUGUGAGCAGCGAGGACUUUUUCACCGACUUUCCUCCUCUUCUUUAUCAGAUGGCACCCGAGGGAGUGGUUGAGAAGAUGACGCCCGUGCCGGAUGCCUUUGUUCCGAUCAUCAAGAUGGACCUUGCCGGGAUCAGCAUCGAUCUUCUCUUUGCUCGACUGGUGAUCCCUUCGGUGCCCAUGAACCUCGAUCUGAAGAACAACGACUAUCUGCGCGGCUUGGAUGAGAAAGAAGUCAGGUCACUGAAUGGAACGCGAGUGGCGGAUGAGAUUUUGGAGCUUGUCCCUCAGCAAAAGACGUUCCGUAUUGCUCUGCGUGCAAUCAAGCUAUGGGCACAGCGUCGCGCUAUUUAUGCGAAUAUCGUCGGAUUUCCCGGAGGUAUUGCUUGGGCGAUGUUGGUUGCACGAGUCUGCCAGCUGUAUCCUGCUGCAACCGGGUCAGUCAUUGUCGGCAAGUUCUUCAGGAUCAUGAAUAAGUGGGCAUGGCCUCAGCCUGUUCUACUCAAGCAGAUUGAGGAAGGACCCCUUCAGAUUAAGGUCUGGAAUCCCAAGCUCUACCAUGGUGACAGGUUCCAUUUGAUGCCUAUCAUCACCCCAGCCUACCCUUCCAUGUGUGCAACGCAUAACAUAUCCAUGUCAACCAAAACCGUCAUUCUUCGAGAACUUCAAAGAGGUGGAGAUGUUGUGGAUAAGAUCUUCACGAAACAACUGUCAUGGAGUGAUCUCUUCACUCGGCAUACGUUCUUUACCAACGACUACAAGUACUAUCUCAGCAUUACGGCCUCAAGCAAGACGAAGGAGGAUGAGGCUGUGUGGUCUGGCCUUGUAGAGUCGAAACUUCGUCAUCUAGUCGGUGCCCUUGAUCGCAAGCCAAUCAUUGCAGUGGCUCAUCCUUUCCCCAAAGGAUUCGAAAGGGUUCAUCAGGUUGCCAGUGCCGAAGAGAUGGAAGAGGUCAAAAAUGGUUCCACUAAAUAUCAAGCGAAGGGAACCUCAACAGAAACCACCGACGAGAUCAAGGACCCGGCUCACGAAGCCGCUGCGCAAAAUGGAAUGGAAAACGCCACUGUUCUACCGCCAGCGGAUACAUCUAACCAGUCUGCACCCAAGCCAGAAGGUUCUGGUCAGACUGUGUACACCACCACUUACUACAUUGGUCUUGAAUUGAAGCCAUUGGAGCCGGGUGCGUCCCGGUCUCUGGACAUCUCCACAGACUCGCAUAUUUUCAAGUCGACAUGCACCUCUUGGUCGGGCUACAUUCCCGACAUUCAUGACUUGGCUGUCACCCACGUUCGCAACUUCGAUUUACCCGACGACGUUUUCCAACCUGGCGAGACACGGCCCUCCCGACCGAAGAAAAAGGUUGUCAAGAAACCUGACGCGACUGGUCAGAAGCGACGCCUCGGCGAGAUGCACGACUCAUCACUGGACGCUUCCCAAGGAGCCCCUAAGCGACAGGUCACGCCGAGCAGUUUUUCCAACACUGCUACGCCUGCGUAA
Messenger RNA from Penicillium oxalicum, 1830 nucleotides. RefSeq names its product polynucleotide adenylyltransferase. Gene Ontology annotation, cellular component: nucleus. NCBI's taxonomy places the organism in Eukaryota, Fungi, Ascomycota, Eurotiomycetes, Eurotiales, Aspergillaceae. The record is from RefSeq and is a predicted model, not a curated record. The transcript has 8 exons. The coding region runs from base 1 to 1830 and encodes 609 amino acids. Gene Ontology annotation, molecular function: RNA binding; poly(A) RNA polymerase activity.